Hyla sarda is the source of this 853-nucleotide messenger RNA. It is a transcript of the gene MCTS1, whose product is annotated as MCTS1 re-initiation and release factor. The record is from RefSeq and is a predicted model, not a curated record. Bases 197 to 742 code for a protein of 181 amino acids. The transcript is spliced from 6 exons. Gene Ontology annotation, biological process: formation of translation preinitiation complex. NCBI's taxonomy places the organism in Eukaryota, Metazoa, Chordata, Amphibia, Anura, Hylidae. Gene Ontology annotation, molecular function: RNA binding.
UGCAUUACAUCCCGCCCACAGAGGACCUUUUCCGCCCGUACUUUUCAGCUUCCGCCCUGAUUACCUCACUUCCGGCAGGCUUUGUAGUUGCGUGGUGUAACCGGCAUGGUAGUUGGGCCACUGUUCGUCCUGUCCCGAAUGUGAGACUUUCAUCCCCAACAUUUCCAUUUGCCAGCGGUUCCUUGAAGGCGUCAGAAUGUUUAAGAAAUUUGAUGAAAAGGAAAAUGUUUCCAAUUGCAUUCAGUUAAAGACAUCUGUAAUAAAAGGCAUAAAAAAUCAGCUGAAUGACCAAUUCCCUGGGAUCGACCAAUGGCUCAAUCAGAUAAUGCCAAAAAAGGACCCUGUCAAAAUAGUACGAUGCCAUGAACACAUCGAAAUAUUAACCGUAAAUGGUGAACUGUUGUUCUUCAGACAAAGAGAGGGUCCCUUCUAUCCGACACUAAGGCUUCUUCAUAAAUAUCCUUUCAUCCUUCCACAUCAGCAAGUUGAUAAAGGGGCAAUAAAAUUUGUUCUGAGCGGAGCAAAUAUCAUGUGCCCUGGUUUAACAUCACCUGGAGCAAAGCUUUACCCAGCAGCUGCUGACAAAGUUGUUGCAAUAAUGGCAGAGGGAAAACAGCACGCCCUGUGUGUUGGUGUCAUGAAGAUGUCUGCAGACGAUAUUGAGAAGGUGAAUAAAGGAAUUGGCAUUGAAAACAUCCACUAUCUGAAUGAUGGAUUGUGGCACAUGAAAACGUACAAGUGAAGCGCUGUCUUGUUAGGCACUCACAUGUGACCUGGACUUUAAAGUAACUGUAUUUGUAUGGUAAAUGUGAUAUUUGCAGUCAAUGCUGCUUAAUAAAGAAUAAUAUACUUA